UACGCACACAUUAUACACGCGUGGGUGUGGCAUUCCUUUUGUUUGUUCUUUUUCUUUCUAAUUGUGACUGCAACUGGGUAUACUGUUGUGGCUUUUGUUCUCUCUUCUCUCUCGCGACAAUGGAAAGUGGAGUUCCCAUGCUUAAUUGCCUGUUGCAGCAUGCAUUGAGAGGCCUAUGUUCUUGUUCAGAUUCUUCCAACUCUUCAAAGUGGGUGUAUGCAGUUUUCUGGAGGAUCUUACCUCGGAACUACCCUCCACCAAAGUGGGAUUAUGGAGGGGGAGCUCUUGAUCGCUGCAAAGGGAAUAAGAGGAACUGGAUUCUUGUUUGGGAAGAUGGGUUUUGUGAUUUCUAUGAGUGUGAACGAGCCGGGGGCGAAUACAUGAAGGGCAGGUUUGGUGCUGAUGUCUUCUUCAAAAUGUCCCAUGAGGUCUAUAAUUAUGGUGAAGGAUUAGUGGGAAAAGUUGCAGCAGACAACAGUCACAAAUGGGUGUUCAGAGAAAGCCCAAAUGAUAAUGAUCCUGGCUUCAUCUCUUCAUGGAAUGUGUCAAUUGACCCUCAACCAAGAGCUUGGGAGUUCCAGUUCAAUUCUGGCAUUCAGACAAUUGCCAUCAUUUCUGUACGAGAAGGUAUCAUUCAACUGGGCUCAUUCGAUAAGAUGGUGGAAGAUCUCAAUCUGGUGAUUAGCAUACAGAGGAAAUUCAGCUACCUCCAGAGCAUACCUGGCAUUUUCUCCAUACAGAGACCAUAUCUACCCAUCCAACAACCAAACGCCACUGAAACAAGUUUCUCACCAGAAGAAAAGUGCCAACUAGCCGGAGCAAAGAGACUGUACAGCGACAGACCCGGCGAGCCUCCCAUCAAGUCCAUCAACUUGGGCUGGAACAGCCCACAAAACGGUGUUGCGGGACCUGCCAUUUGGUCUAUCCCACCUCUUUUACCCACCAUGUCUUGCAGUCUCGGAGCUCUGUUAUCAAAGCUCCCUUCAGUUCUGCCAUCCUACAACCACAUUGAAGCUCAUGACACAACUCUGCUUAGCAAUAACAGCAACAGCAACAUCAAUAGCACAAGCCAGAGGUUGAAAGUUAAUGGUGUUGGUGGGUUAAAUGAAAUUCAAAUUGCCGGUAUAAAAUUGGAAUCAUCCUGCCUGAUGGACACAAAUCAAGAAGAGAAACCCAGUCCACUGGAUCCAUGUAUAGGGUUGCGAGAUGAAUUAGGGUUUGGACGUGCAAGGGAGGGAGGUCGUGCUCUAAAUCUCAAUUAAUUAGGAAAAUCCAAUUGUAUUUAUUGUGAUAAACCAGAUAAUUUUAGCUAGUUGGCCUUUGAGUGUGUGGUCAGUUCCUUGCUCACUCAAGCACAAAUGUAUGCCCAACACUAAUAAACUUACUGUAUUAAUAUAACUGUAUGAUAAUGAGAUCUCUCCCCUUCUUCCUUUUUGUUGA
Molecule: messenger RNA, 1440 nt
Organism: Vitis riparia (riverbank grape)
Lineage: Eukaryota; Viridiplantae; Streptophyta; Magnoliopsida; Vitales; Vitaceae
Exons: 7
Coding region: 120-1262 (380 amino acids)
Source: RefSeq, a predicted model, not a curated record